Molecule: messenger RNA, 729 nt
Organism: Plasmodium cynomolgi strain B
Lineage: Eukaryota; Apicomplexa; Aconoidasida; Haemosporida; Plasmodiidae
Exons: 3
Coding region: 1-729 (242 amino acids)
Source: RefSeq, a predicted model, not a curated record
AUGAGAGUAACCCCCCUGUGGAUAAUAAGCUUCCUGUUUGCCCUCGCGUUGGCACAUGCCCUUGAAAAUGAAGUUAAACAAGAAAUCGAAAUUAUUCACAAGAGCGUCGUGAAGAAGGUGCCGUUGAAAACGUGGGUCGAUUUAGUGAAUGACUCUAUUAGUGUGAUAAUCGAAGCAAACAAUUUAAAAAACAAAAAAUUGCAGGAGCAAGAUUUGAUAAUUUGGAACAAUGGCAAACGUAUGAAUGAGAAGUAUUUUAACUCGGAUCACUUCCAAAGGGGAAAUAAAAAUGUGUACGUUUUUUUGUCCGGACAGGUUGGGGGUGAAAACUGCUUCACCGCGGAGAAUAUUUACAACACGCUUGCGGACCAAGUUACCAAAUACACAGGUGUGAUAAAAAAAUAUUUACAUUUGGACGACAACACCAGCGAGGAAUGGUCGUCAAUGAAGGAGCUCUUGCUACUUUUAUUGAAGUCGAAGGAUCUGAGGGAUAUGGUUGUUGGCAUAAAAACAGAUGAGCAUAUCGAGGCUGUGAGGGAGAAGAUUCUGGAGUUGACACAGAAGAAUAAAAACUACCAAAUUUUUUUUGACAUUCUGAAGGAACACAAAAUAGUGUAUAACAUCCUCGACAGCAAGGUCAAGUGGAGGGCCUUCGUGAAGGAGAACCUCGACAAUUUGAAGAAGUUGCUCGAGCCCUACUACGCCAAUGCGCGGGCGGGCGACUUGUGA